AAAGUCAAUGUGACUUCAAGGUGCCCAUUGACCAAUGGAACAGUCCCUGGAAAAAAAUCCAUAAUGCAGAGUGACACAUGGCCUCGGUGCCUGCCAAAUGGAAGCUGUUUGGGGUAUUUCCUCGUUCUUUGGUGUGGGUUUCACGUAUUUGUUUAAUGGAAGUUCUACCUCCAGAGGGUUUAUUUGCCUUCCUAAGGCUGCUAUGGAGAACGAGGGGGAAGUAUAAAAUCUGAAGCCAUCAGAAAGAAAGAUUCCUCACCCCAUUCCCAGCUGGAGAUUUUACAGUUUGGUAUACAUUUGCCUGCCUGUACGAUAAAUAAGAAGAGAUACAGGAUGUGCGCUGGAAAAUGCUCCAAAUGCAUUGGGAUUGCCCUCCUGCCUCUGGCUGUCUGCGCUAUCGUCUCCAAUCUCCUCCUCUACUUCCCUAACGGAGAAGUGUUGGAACCACGCAGGAUCACGGACCUGGUCUGGUUCUUCCACGGUAUUCUUGGAGCUGGAAUAUUGGUUUUCUUGCCAGCGUUUAUGAUAUUGGGUGCGGGUGAAGCCAAAUGCUGCGCUAACAGAUGUGGGAUGGUCCUCUCUCUCGUCUUUGCUGUGCUUGGAGCUCUCGGUGGACUGUACUGUGUGAUCAUCUCAUCCUUGGGGUUAAUUAGCGGUCCUCUCUGUGAUAUUGGUGACGAAGUAUACAUCUACCCUUUCAGGAAUGACAGCUUAGUGGACAAUUAUUUGUUUAACCAGACAACCUGGAGCAUCUGCAAAAAACCCGAAAAUAUCAUCCUUUGGAACAUUGUGUUGUUUUCCCUCCUGCUGGCAAUCGGCCUGGCUGAAGCCAUUCUCUGCCUCAUCCAAGUGGUCAACAGUCUCAUCGGGUUCAUACGUGGCUUGAGGGAAAGAAAGACGGAUAUUGCAGGAAUGUGACCAGCCUACGAAGAAGACGAAAGACAACCAACCAACAGCCAACAUGUGUAAAGUCAGGAUAGUGUGUGUUGUAUAAUUAUAGCUGUGGUGGGGAGCCUGGGGCCCUCCAGAUAUUGCUGGACUCCCAACUCCCAUCAGCUUCAGCCAGCAUGGCCAAUGGUCAGGAAUCAUGCGAGUUGCAUGUAACCUGGGAAUAUCUGGAGAGUCACAGGUUCCCCACCUCAGAUUUAUAGGAACCAGAAACACAGCGGAUUCUUAUAACCACAGAAAGAAUCCCAAAACGUUCUUUUUUAUAUAUAAAGGUAAACACUACAUAGGUAGGGGGAAAGGUUGUGUGUAAUUUAUUUAGGACUUUUCUGAGAUUAUACUAGAUGGACCACUGGCCUGAUCCUGCAGCCUAUCCUAUGGUUACCAGAUUUUUUUCAAUGAAUCUGGGG
Molecule: messenger RNA, 1355 nt
Organism: Podarcis muralis (Common wall lizard)
Lineage: Eukaryota; Metazoa; Chordata; Lepidosauria; Squamata; Lacertidae
Product: transmembrane 4 L6 family member 1-like
Cellular component (GO): membrane
Source: RefSeq, a predicted model, not a curated record